Molecule: messenger RNA, 5663 nt
Organism: Sceloporus undulatus (fence lizard)
Lineage: Eukaryota; Metazoa; Chordata; Lepidosauria; Squamata; Phrynosomatidae
Gene: CUL4B
Product: cullin 4B
Exons: 20
Coding region: 16-2397 (793 amino acids)
Biological process (GO): DNA damage response; ubiquitin-dependent protein catabolic process; protein ubiquitination
Cellular component (GO): Cul4B-RING E3 ubiquitin ligase complex
Molecular function (GO): ubiquitin protein ligase binding
Source: RefSeq, a predicted model, not a curated record
GGACUCGCUGUGAAGAUGGCCGAGGAGUCCUCUUCGUCCUCCCUCCUCGUCCCCCGCCGCCUCGGUGCUGCCACUGCCUCUCUCUCAGCAGCGCAGCAGCAGCAGCUCAAAAACAAAAGCCUUUUGAUUUCCUCGGUCGCCGUGGGGCACCACGCGAGGCUGUACCAAAGCUGCUCUUCCACCGUCUCCAGUUUCGCCAACAGUAAACCCGGGUCGGCCAAGAAGUUAGUGCUCAAGAACUUUAAAGAUAAACCUAAAUUGCCUGAGAAUUACACAGAUGAAACCUGGCAAAAACUUAAAGAAGCAGUAGAAGCUAUUCAGAAUAGUACUUCAAUAAAGUACAAUUUAGAAGAGCUCUAUCAGGCUGUUGAAAAUCUCUGCUCCUACAAAAUUUCUGCAAAUUUGUACAAGCAGUUAAGACAGAUUUGUGAAGACCAUAUCAAAGCACAGAUUCAUCAGUUCAGAGAGGAUUCAUUGGACAGUGUUCUUUUUCUCAAGAAAAUAGACAAAUGUUGGCAAGAUCAUUGCAGACAAAUGAUAAUGAUUAGAAGUAUCUUUUUGUUCCUGGAUCGAACCUAUGUACUUCAAAAUUCAAUGCUGCCAUCAAUUUGGGAUAUGGGGCUUGAAUUGUUCAGGACUCAUAUAAUUAGUGAUCAGAAAGUUCAGAACAAGACCAUAGAUGGCAUUCUUCUGUUGAUUGAGAGGGAGAGAAAUGGAGAGGCUAUUGAUAGGAGCCUGCUCCGCAGCCUUCUAAGCAUGCUUUCAGAUUUGCAGAUCUACCAGGAUUCUUUUGAGCACAGAUUCUUGGAAGAAACUAAUCGACUAUAUGCAGCAGAAGGGCAGAGGCUUAUGCAAGAAAGAGAGGUUCCAGAGUAUCUUCAUCAUGUUAACAAACGCUUGGAGGAAGAGGCAGACAGGAUUAUCACAUACUUGGAUCAAAGCACUCAGAAACCACUAAUUGCUACUGUAGAAAAACAGCUGCUAGGUGAACAUUUAACAGCCAUUCUACAGAAAGGUUUAAAUAAUCUCCUGGAUGAAAACCGAAUUCUGGAUUUAUCUUUACUAUAUCAGCUGUUCAGUAGAGUCAAAAAUGGUGUGCAAGCUCUUUUGCAGCAAUGGAUUGAAUAUAUAAAGGCAUUUGGCAGCACUAUUGUAAUUAAUCCAGAGAAAGACAAAACCAUGGUCCAAGAGCUCCUAGACUUUAAAGAUAAAGUUGAUCAUAUAAUUGACAUUUGCUUUUUGAAGAAUGAAAAAUUUGUCAAUGCCAUGAAAGAAGCCUUUGAAACCUUCAUCAACAAAAGACCAAAUAAACCCGCUGAACUCAUAGCUAAGUAUGUGGAUUCAAAGCUUCGUGCUGGCAAUAAAGAAGCUACUGAUGAAGAACUUGAGAAGAUGCUGGAUAAAAUUAUGAUUAUAUUUAGAUUUAUCUAUGGAAAGGAUGUUUUUGAAGCCUUCUACAAAAAAGAUCUAGCAAAGCGGCUACUAGUAGGCAAAAGUGCAUCAGUAGAUGCUGAGAAAUCCAUGCUUUCAAAACUCAAACAUGAAUGCGGAGCUGCUUUCACCAGCAAACUUGAAGGAAUGUUUAAAGACAUGGAACUUUCUAAAGAUAUCAUGAUACAAUUUAAACAGUAUAUGCAAAAUCAGAAUGUACCUGGUAACAUUGAGCUCACCGUGAAUAUCUUGACUAUGGGCUAUUGGCCAACCUAUGUGCCUAUGGAAGUCCACCUGCCUUCAGAGAUGGUAAAGCUCCAAGAGAUAUUUAAGACAUUUUAUUUAGGAAAACACAGUGGCAGAAAACUUCAGUGGCAAUCAACAUUAGGGCACUGUGUACUCAAAGCAGAAUUUAAAGAGGUAAUAUGUUUUCUAAGGGCAAAAAAAGAGCUGCAGGUCUCUUUGUUCCAGACUCUAGUGCUGCUUAUGUUUAAUGAAGGUGAAGAAUUCAGUUUGGAAGAAAUAAAACAAGCCACAGGAAUAGAGGAUGGAGAGCUACGACGAACCCUUCAGUCAUUAGCCUGUGGCAAGGCAAGAGUGUUAACAAAAAGCCCCAAAGGCAAAGAUGUGGAAGAUGGUGACAAAUUUACUUGCAAUGAUGACUUCAGACAUAAGCUGUUCAGGAUAAAAAUCAAUCAGAUUCAGAUGAAAGAAACGGUAGAGGAACAAGCCAGCACUACAGAAAGAGUGUUUCAGGAUCGGCAAUACCAAAUUGAUGCAGCAAUUGUGAGAAUUAUGAAAAUGCGCAAAACACUUAGCCACAAUCUGCUUGUGUCAGAAGUAUAUAACCAGCUAAAAUUCCCAGUAAAGCCUGCUGACCUUAAGAAGAGAAUAGAAUCAUUAAUCGACAGAGACUACAUGGAAAGAGACAAGGAAAAUCCCAACCAAUAUAACUACAUUGCAUAAACAUACGACGGGCCUUUUUUGUUUUUCUUUUCUGCACAUUUGAUGUUCUACUUGGUUGCUGGUGGAUAAACGAGCCUGUUGAUCCCAUUAAAUUAACCUUUUUUCUACUACCAAUGACUGAAAUGAAAGCAAUGUAAUGGGGAGGGGGGAACAUAAUAGAACGAACUUUUUCGAUGGCUGUAACAUGCCCAUUUAAGGAGUAGUAUUUACAUUUUUAAGAAGAAUGCUGUUGAACUCUUUGCAUGAUAUUUGGUAUGAUGUGCAGAAAACCAUAAGGAAGUAUCUGGUCAUUGUGAUUCCAUUUCCCCCACUCACCCCAAUUUAAAAGGAAGUCUCUCUUUAGCAUACAGCUGCCAUCCCUUGUUCCAUCUCAAAACCAGUGAAAAGGUAAAAUUUAACCUUUUUAUUUUAAAAACGUAGCCUUUUAAAAUGCUUAAACUGCAUGCAGAAUUAAUUACUGUGUGAAAUUAUUGGACGUGUUUAUCAAAUAGCAAAGGCUGCAUGGAUUUGGCUAUCUCUUGAAAUAACAAGUCAGCCUUACAUUCCUUGAGUACAUGAAACAGUUCUGCAGCUAUUGGAAAGAAAAUGACACUCCCACGAAUAGACUUACAGUUGAAAUAGUGUGACCUAUUCAUUGUCAGCAACUUAAAUUUCUUCAGUUUGAACUGCAAAGUCUGCCAUAAAAAUGUAGGGUUUAAACCGCCAAUAUAUUCCCUUCAACUUCAAAUGUAAGUACUUGGGGGGGGGGGCAAUUCUUCCCUUAAAUGUUGACGUUGGGGCUCCCUCUCCCUUUUUUAUUGUUCACAGAGAAAUUAAAUUUUGAACUCUGCAUGAACACAGAGUUUGGGUUGAUUUUUCUUUUUCCUUCCAGAUGCAGCACUACAAGAAUUUACUUGAGGGAAGUUCGUUCUUUCUUUCUUUCUUUCUUUCUACAUGAUUUCCAUUUAGUGCAAGGAAUGGCUGGCUGUUCAUGGAGUUGCUUGCUUGCACCAUUGUUGUUGGCAACAACAUUGUUUCAAGACAGAUGUGGGCUUCUUUCACCCUCCAGAUGUUCAACUAAUGUUCCCAUCAGACUCAGCCAGUAAGGCUAAUAGUCAUAUAAUAGAAAUUACAAUCCAGGGAUAUCUGCAUGUUAUUGCUAAGGUUGCCCACUGAUGCAUUAAGAAACAAUCCUUGAGCAAAUCUGCCAAACCCUCUUUAACAUAGAUUAACAAGGUGCAACUACAAAGAAUGUAGAGAGCUGAUCCUCUCCAACCAUGUACAACCAUAAGAAGCUACUAUUUGGAAAAGGUAACAAAAUUCUACCUUUCAAACACCUGAGUUUCUUUAUGAUCACAGAGUAUUUUUCUCCUUUUGCCCCUCUGCAUUUACUCUCCUAAUAAACAAGUUUAGGGUUGUUUUUUAUUUAGACCUCUUCUGAUUGAUUUACUCUUCUUGUCUCUUCUGACCAUCCCCAUCUCUUGGAAACUUUUGGUUACCCUUCUUCCUGCUCUGUUCAUCUCUAGAACGUGCAAUAAGGUGAUUUAAGUAGAAGAAACUGCAAUUUGCAAGACAUUGAAUUACCUUUCUAGAAUAGCUGAGUUCAUGGGAAUCCUGAGACAGGGAAAUUACUAAUAAAUUCAUACCUACAAGGUGUCUUUUUAAAAAUAUAUGUUUGCCAGUUGCAUCUCUUUUCCUAUGCUGGUAAUGCUUCUUUUUAAAAUAAAAACUCCUUAAACCGAGUUUAUGUAAAGAAAACAAAAUAUUGAGUUAUGCCAAGGAAAUCUAAAUGGAAAAAUGUUUAAAAUGAGGCUGGAAUGGAAACAUAAGACUGUUGUACAAUUUGACGUGUACGAAGCAGUAAAAUGAGAUAAAGAAAGCUAAGGAUGGGUGUUUUGAAAAUGAAUUUGGCUAUAAACAAAACCACCAUAUUUUCAGUAAGAUGCUUUAACCCUGUAGCAAAUUUUACCGGAACGCUGUUUUUGAAAUGUGACGAUUUGGACAAUUCCAUUCAGUUAUCACAGUUCUAUGCAAUUCUUUAAAGGUGUAGUUUAUUAAUGACAUCGCUGACAUGAAUAUUAGCAAAGGUUGCUCAUGUUAACGCUUGUGGCAAAAACGGCAUGUUUGCUCUCAUAUUUCCACAGUGAGCAUUAAUAAAUCACCCUCUCUUUACUGAUUGGUGUUGAACUUUGGCAAAAACUACUUUCCAGCCAUACUGUCCAGCAACUUUUUUUUUUUUGCUGGAAUCAUGUGCCUGCUUUAUUGAGCCAUAAAGAUAUUUAUAUAGAUAUAUACAUAUAUAAAUACACCUUUCUUUUUGCAGUGGGUUUGGACUGUGACCCACACAGCUAAUCUGGCCAUACAUUUUUAAAAUCUUCCCUCUGUUGCAUGCAGUUUAUAGCAGACUCAUUUAUAAGAAGCAGUUUAUUCUAAUGCUUUAAUUUUGGUGUGUUGGUUUUUUUAAAGAAACUUUCUAUCCAAAAACAGGGGUUUUUUUUUCUUUUUGGCUGAUUUGAAAUUAAGAACGUGACCAUUUUGUUUCAAAACUAAUGGCAAAUGUCUUGUAAAAAUUGUUCUGUUUGAUAGCAUAUACAAAGGUGCCAAAGUACAUAUAGAUAAUUAAAAAGAAAAGUAGGAAAUUGUUAAGUUUAGCUGUGGUUUUACCUUUUUGACCCUUCAGAUGCUCAUUUUUAUGUGUUGCGCAUUUCUGUGUGUACAUGUGUGUCCUGGCCUCUUAACUUCUCCAAAGCAUAACAUCUGUCCUAACGCUUUCUCUUUAAAACAAAUGUUUUUUGGGUUCCGUGCAUUUGAAAAUACCACUUUUAUUUUUAAUUACUUCAUACAAUAGGAAAAGCAUCUCCUUUGUUUCAAAAAUGUUUAAAGUUCCAAGAGUACAGCAGCAUUCAAAAAUGUAAUAUACUUUUUUGUAUAAAGACAUUCUUCAGAAGAGUACCUUUGGAGUUUUGUGAGAAGGAGGGACAGACAACAACGGAAACGGAAAAGAGCCUUGCUCUUUUCACGAAGCCUCUGAUGGGCCGCUUAAGAUACAAGCUCUGCUUGUUUUGGUAGAAGUGCUCUACUUACACAAGUCUGCAAAUGGGGCAUGUCAGCAUUGCAUCAUUCAGUGCAAAAAUAUAUAUAUGUCAAAUGUUUCUUAAGAAGUGGAUGGGUACAGAGAGUCUCUUCUUUGGUAAAUAAUGUAAAUACAUGUCCUUUAAAAAGAGUGAGUCUGUUACCUAGGUAUUUUGUGUCAUUUAAUAAAUAAUAAACAGUUUUGUGUUGCUAAA